Molecule: messenger RNA, 357 nt
Organism: Lithohypha guttulata
Lineage: Eukaryota; Fungi; Ascomycota; Eurotiomycetes; Chaetothyriales; Trichomeriaceae
Exons: 2
Coding region: 1-357 (118 amino acids)
Biological process (GO): tRNA processing; intronic box C/D snoRNA processing; nuclear-transcribed mRNA catabolic process, RNase MRP-dependent
Cellular component (GO): ribonuclease MRP complex; nucleolar ribonuclease P complex
Molecular function (GO): ribonuclease P activity; ribonuclease MRP activity
Source: RefSeq, a predicted model, not a curated record
AUGGAGGUCACAUCUACCAUCCGCAACUCACCUUACGCGUACCUGCAGCUCUUUGUGACAAGGACCGAUCUACGCAAUCCUGACUAUGAUGAUAUUACACUGCGAGCCUACCUGAACUCGGCGCUGAGCCAAUAUUUGGGUCUUGUUGGAACAGCCAUCUCGAUCGAUAUACUCAAGAUUCAGGACAGCGAUGCUUGGGUCAGAGUUCCCAGUGACGAUGAAAGCGCAGUGAUUGCUGCUCUGAGUCAAUGGACUGGUGCUCAGGGCGUAUCAGUGCGCAUUCGAAAUAGAAGUCACUGGCUUGGACACUUGACCAACAAUGUUGCGGACGAGAAGCUGUGGUCGCUUGAAAGCUGA